This is a messenger RNA of Tigriopus californicus, 1773 nucleotides long. RefSeq names its product delta(24)-sterol reductase-like. The transcript has 2 exons. NCBI's taxonomy places the organism in Eukaryota, Metazoa, Arthropoda, Copepoda, Harpacticoida, Harpacticidae. Gene Ontology annotation, biological process: steroid metabolic process. The coding region runs from base 198 to 1715 and encodes 505 amino acids. Gene Ontology annotation, cellular component: membrane; cytoplasm. The record is from RefSeq and is a predicted model, not a curated record. Gene Ontology annotation, molecular function: FAD binding; Delta24(24-1) sterol reductase activity.
AUUUCGUAAGGCCCGUACAGACUCACUCACACUCACUCUCACUAUCCAUGGACGGUGGAGUGCACGUGUGUUAGUGUACCAUUGGCAUAGGUGGUUGGUGUACCUGAACCGACUUUGAAGCUGACGUCUUCGAAAUCAAGGACUGCUUGGGAGCCAUAUUGAAAGGAAACGGCUCCGGACACUGAGUUGGCCUCAAGAUGAGCUUGCAUGGGAUGCUUUCGUGGUUGGUGGUUAAGUGCCCCUGGAUCCCGGUGCUGUUUUUAAUCCCGUGUUGCAUUAUCUACGACACGAUUGCCUUCAUUCGGUUCCGUUGGGCUAGUAUUUUCCAUUCCAGAGAUACUCGACGACAUGAGGAAAGAGUUCAGCAUGUCCAAGAGCAAGUGCGAGAAUGGAAGAAAUCCGGAUCCACGGCCACCAUGUGCACGGCUCGUCCGGGAUAUCAAUCCAUCACACUCCAAACCCUCAAGUACAAGAAGAGUUGUCAGAAGAUCGAGAUCAAUAUGCCGGAUAUCAUUUCCAUCGACACGGAGAAGAAGACAGUGCGUGUGGAACCCAUGGUGACCAUUGGACAAUUGAACGAUUACUUGAUCGGUCGGGGAUGGACUUUGCCUGUGGUGCCGGAAUUGGACGACUUGACCAUUGGAGGGUUGGUCAUGGGAGGUGGGAUUGAGUCUACUUCCCAUAAGUAUGGUCUGUUCCAAUACAUCUGUCGGAUGUACGAGAUGGUGCUGGCUGAUGGAUCUGUGGUCCAGUGUUCAAGGGAUCAUAUGACCGAUUUGUGGGUGGCUAUCCCAUUCUCUUAUGGGACCUUAGGUUUCCUCACAGCUGUAGACUUGGACAUUAUUCCGUUCAAGAAGUACAUCAAGCUGACAUAUAUUCCCGUCGAAGGCUUGGAUAAUGUGGUCGAGGUCUUGGAAAAGGAAACCAGGGACCCCGCCAAUGACUCGGUUGAAGGCAUCUUGUACUCUUUGAACGAGGCUGUUAUUAUGACUGGAGUGUUCACAGACGAGUGCGAGAACUGGAGAUUGAACAAGAUCGGUCGUUGGUUCAAGCCCUUGUUCCAUGCUCAUGUCAAGCAGUUCCUAAAACCCGAAGAUACUAUCCCAAAAGUUGAAUACAUCCCAACCCUUCACUUCUUCCACCGUCACGAUAAAUCUUGUUUCUGGUUGGUGGACUACAUUGUUCCUUUCAUCAAUCACUGGAUCUUCCGAUGGUUCUUUGGCUGGACCAUGCCACCCAAACAUGCCAUGAUCAAAAUCCUCAAGGAAAAAUUUGUCCCUCCAAAUAUGCUCAAUCAGUUUGUGUGCCAAGACUUGGCGGUCCAAUUCAAGCAUCUCAAGGGCUUGGCAGAACUCAGCGAUGAAAUGACCAAGGUUUAUCCAAUUUGGCUUUGUCCCUGCAAUCAUCUUCUCACUCCAGAACAAGAGAAGUUCAGCAUGUUCAAGUGGAACGACCUAAAUGUUGACUUUGGAGUCUACGGGUUUACGGGCGUGAAGAGCUAUCAUCCCGUCGAAGGCCAAAAGCGAUUCGAAAAGUACAUGAUUGACAAUGAAGGCUUCCCGGCCUUGUACGCUGAAACGCAAUUCACGGAAGAAGAAUUCCGACAAAUGGUCAAUCUAGAUACGUAUGAACGACUUCGGCGAGAGCUCAAUUGUGAAGGCGCAUUCCCUCAUCUUUACGAGAAAGUUAGCAAACUUGGUCGCACUUCUAUUUAAAGCUAAAUCCGCCCAACCAUGCUCAUUUCGACGUCAAUAAAGUCACUCGUAAGAGAAA